This is a messenger RNA of Seminavis robusta, 1535 nucleotides long. The record is from the annotation of a GenBank genome assembly. Lineage: Eukaryota; Bacillariophyta; Bacillariophyceae; Naviculales; Naviculaceae.
GAGUGGCAUCAAAAGCUCUACCUGUACUCGUAUCAUCAAAACGAGAAGUGAGCGAUGGAACGCAAACCAACCAUAGCAUGUGAUUGGAUUCUUUCCAAGGAUACCCUUUUGUUGAUGUUGUCUGGAUAAAGGACAAGACCAAGACAACAUUCAUGGCUACAUGGCAGGCUACCUGGUACUGCUGAAAGCUAGCUACUGUAGAAAAGUACUGAAGAAUAGAUAACGGGGGGUAUCUAAAGGCAGAGGAAGUCAGAGUAGCGGGAUCUACAUCGACGAUGGCGACUCUGCUUCGCAUCCUGCUGCUAUGGGUGGUGCCUCUCAAGAUCCUUCUGAUGGCCAUUUUUAUUGGUUGGUUGAAUACCUUUCCCAUUCCCGAAGGAACCCUGUUCACCAUGGUGUAUCCUCUCACCAAGGGACUCUUGCCCACCGUCUGGACUGGCGGAUACAAGGAUUGUCCAAUACCUCCACUACCCGAGCAUUCAGAGGAAAAGAUGCCACCCCCACACCACACGUCCUAUGUGACUCUUCCCGGCAGUAGUAAUGACACGGCACGCACUAUUCAUAGUAAAGAUCCCACGUACUACAAGAUUCCCCAAAGUGGCAUUGGCAUGUGCUGUCGGUACACGGCAUACGAUGCCGAAUCGGUGCGACGGACCAUCCUCUGGUAUCUCGUCCAUCAAGGCGGACGACACAUUGACACGGCCGAUUAUUAUCAAAAUCACGAAUGGAUCGGUGAGGCACUCCAGAUUGCCAUGACACGCUAUGGGAUUCCACGCCGCGACAUUUGGGUCACCACCAAACUCUGGCCGCGCCAUUACGGUACGAAUGCUACCUUGACGGCCAUUCCGCGCAUGUUGCAGGAACUGCAGUUGGACUAUAUCGAUCUAGUAUUGAUGCAUGCACCGUCGCAUCAACCGAUUCCCUUCUUGACGACGACCAGCACCAGUAAUGCGUGUGGUGGGGAAACGAGAAAGAGUCGCAAAGCGUGUCGUCGAGAAACCUGGGAGGCAUUGACUGUCGCCCGCAAUGACAAGGGAUAUGUCCGGCAUGUCGGUGUCAGCAAUUUCAAUAUUCGACAAUUGCAAGAAUUGCAAUUCAUGCGAGCAAAACAAGCAGCAGCCGCGCCCAUUGCCAAUCAUCAGUUCCAAUACAAUCCGUGGGUUCCCGAUGCCGUCCACGAUAUGUUUCGGUAUUGCCAACAACAUGGCAUUCCCGUCACGGCAUGGUCGUCCUUUGCCGGAUCGGCCAUGUUGCAACACAUGGCGUCCUCCACCGUCGAUAGCUUGCGCAAAAUUGCCAAGAAUCAUGGCGAUCACUACACAGUGGCACAAAUCUUGCUGCAAUGGGCCGCCCAAAAGGGAGCCAUUGUGAUUUCCACAGAUGAUGACAUGACGACAACAACAACGGCCGUGCCAGUAUCAUCAUCAUCCUCAUCAUCAUUGCAAUUGACCCUGCAGGAAAUGGCAGAGAUUGAGGAUUUGAAACGGGAUGAGUCUGCCAAGAGUUUCUUUGUCACAGUUGUCGAUGAUACAUAG